Messenger RNA from Phalaenopsis equestris, 1073 nucleotides. RefSeq names its product L-ascorbate peroxidase, cytosolic. Lineage: Eukaryota; Viridiplantae; Streptophyta; Magnoliopsida; Asparagales; Orchidaceae. Bases 126 to 878 code for a protein of 250 amino acids. The transcript is spliced from 10 exons. The record is from RefSeq and is a predicted model, not a curated record. Gene Ontology annotation, biological process: hydrogen peroxide catabolic process; response to reactive oxygen species; cellular response to oxidative stress. Gene Ontology annotation, molecular function: peroxidase activity; heme binding.
AUAUAUAUAUAAGGCAAGUGUUUGAACGGCGGGAGUAGGAGCGUGGUCUGCGCGUGCUGUUGAGCAGGAGGUUGGUGCUAGAUUUUUCUCUCUGUAAGUGUUGUAGCUGAUCAUUUUGAUCGAGAAUGGCGAGGUCGUAUCCCACCGUCAGUGAAGAGUACAAGAAGGCUUUUGAAAAAGCCAGGAGGAAGCUCCGUGGACUCAUUGCUGAGAAGAAUUGCGCACCGAUCAUGCUCCGUUUGGCAUGGCAUUCGGCUGGGACUUACGAUGUGAAGACCAAGACUGGAGGUCCAUUUGGAACGUUGAGGCACAAGGAGGAGUUGAGUCAUGGUGCCAACAGCGGGCUGGAUAUUGCUGUUAGGCUGUUAGAGCCGAUCAAGGAGCAGUUUCCUAUUCUCUCAUAUGCUGAUUUUUACCAGUUGGCUGGUGUUGUUGCUGUUGAGGUUACUGGAGGGCCUGAAAUUCCCUUUCACCCUGGUAGGAAGGACAAUCCUCAGAUUCCAGUCGAAGGUCGCCUCCCUGAUGCUACCAAAGGAUCUGACCACCUGAGGGAUGUUUUUGUCAAACAAAUGGGGCUUAGUGAUCGAGACAUUGUUGCUCUUUCUGGUGGCCAUACGCUUGGAAGGUGCCAUAAAGAACGGUCAGGAUUUGAGGGUCCUUGGACUCCAAAUCCUCUCAUCUUUGAUAAUUCCUACUUUAAGGAGCUCUUAAGUGGCGAGAAGGAAGGCCUUCUGCAGCUUCCAUCUGACAAGGCUCUUCUCUCUGAUCAAGCCUUCCGCCCACUUGUAGAAAAAUAUGCUGCUGAUGAAGAUGCAUUCUUCGCUGACUAUGCCGAAGCUCAUCAGAAGCUCUCUGAACUCGGAUUUGCUGAUGCAUAGAAAUAACUGGCCUUGGGAAUUUGAACACAUUUUGCUCAGUUUGUAACUGUGGAAUCUAUCUCCUGCUUUUGAACUUUGAAGCGAAUAAUCCUCUUUAGAUAUAUAUAAUGAAAUACUUUGUUCAAUUGGUCUGGUCAGUUCAUGGGUUGGAAAAUUUUUGUUUGCUGCUGUUGAAUUAUAUUGCAUUUGGAUCAA